Xiphophorus hellerii (green swordtail) is the source of this 1585-nucleotide messenger RNA. RefSeq names its product syntaxin 6 (gene stx6). Gene Ontology annotation, molecular function: SNAP receptor activity. The record is from RefSeq and is a predicted model, not a curated record. Gene Ontology annotation, cellular component: membrane. Gene Ontology annotation, biological process: Golgi vesicle transport; intracellular protein transport. Lineage: Eukaryota; Metazoa; Chordata; Actinopteri; Cyprinodontiformes; Poeciliidae. Bases 162 to 929 code for a protein of 255 amino acids. The transcript has 8 exons.
AGGAAGUGACGUCACUGCGUGGUUUCCGUUGCUACAUGUAAACAAAGCGCAGUUAGCUGCGGCUACCCCGGUGACGAGAACUGGGCAGUAAUCAGAACCAAGCCGAAUCAGUGGAUCCGGACCGGGACGUCUUAGGGAUGGAGUGAACCAGAACCGACACCAUGUCCAUGGAAGAUCCGUUCUUCGUCGUUAAAGGGGAAGUGGAGAAGGCGGUCCACGCUGCCCAGAGUCUCCAUCGCCGCUGGGUGGAGCUGCAGCCGGAAGUGGGCGGAGCCUCCAGGGAGGAAGCGGAUUGGACGACCAAUGAGCUGCGGAACGGCCUGCGGUCCAUCGAGUGGGACCUGGAGGACCUGGACGAGACCAUCAGCAUCGUGGAGUCCAACCCCAGGAAGUUCCACCUGGAUGCCGCCGAACUGACGAAGAGGAAGGCCUUCAUCACCGGCACCCGCCGCACCGUCCAGGACAUGAAAGAACAGAUGUUGGGUCUAGCAGCUGGUUCUGGUUCUGCUGACAGACACGGCAAACAGGUUCUGCUGGGAGGUGCCCGGGAUCCCAUCUGGCAGCCUGGUACCGAUCGGUUCGGCCUGCCGGACCGCCGGCCGCAGAGCGCCAACUCUGAGUUCAUCGGCGAGCAGCAGACACAGCAGCAGCUGAUCGCGGAGCAGCAGGACGAGCAACUGGAGCGGGUUUCCGGAACCAUUGGGGUUCUGAAGAACAUGUCGGAGCGGAUCGGCCUGGAGCUGGACGAGCAGGCCGGGAUGCUGGACGACUUUGGACAUGAGAUGGACAGCACUCAGUCCCGCCUGGACAACGUCAUGAAGAAACUAGCUAAAGUCUCACACAUGAACAGCGAUCGCCGCCAGUGGUGUGCGAUUGGAGUGUUGCUGCUGAUCCUGCUGGUCGUCAUCAUCCUCUUCUUCAUCCUCUGACUGAAGCAUCACAUCGACCCAAACCGCUGAUCCCAGCCCUCUGGACCUGGUCCGGUCCAACAUUUUUCACAUGUUGAACUUUAUUUCAGAGAAAAAAAAAGUCUGUUCAGUUUGUUUUUGUUUUUUUAUUUAAUAUUCUGAAAGUACCUAGCAUAACUCUAAAACCAACUAGUUUAACCAGUCUAACCAGUUCUUGUCCAACACGGACUUGAUGACUCAGCAGAACCUGGGUCCAUUCUGUUCACUCAGAACCACUUUGACCCGUUUGAGUUUCAAUCUGAUUGGCUCCUGACUGCAGCAGGAGAAACAUGGCCGGGUUCUGGAGGUUCUGGAUAGGAGUGCGCCGAUUGCAGUUUUCUGACCGAUGGCCGAUAAUCGAUCUUUAAAAAGCCUGAGCUGCCGAUUCCGACUUUCUUUGUCUGAAAUGUCGAUAAAUAAAAUUAAUUAUUUAUUUGGGUAACAGUAGCUAUUGUUACUGCAGACAUGCAGACAGGACCAUGUGGGCGGAGCUAGCCUGGUGGGCGGGGCUAACAAUCUAACCUCAGCAGAGGACAGUGGCUGAUUUUUAGAGCUUUGUUGAUGUAGAUCAGAUCGUCCGAUCACUGAUCUCCCAAAACGAAGGAAAUCUGCACCAGUGAAUCGGCUGGCCGAUAAAU